This is a messenger RNA of Rhinichthys klamathensis goyatoka, 352 nucleotides long. Its product is annotated as placenta-specific gene 8 protein-like. The record is from RefSeq and is a predicted model, not a curated record. NCBI's taxonomy places the organism in Eukaryota, Metazoa, Chordata, Actinopteri, Cypriniformes, Leuciscidae. The coding region runs from base 13 to 333 and encodes 106 amino acids. Gene Ontology annotation, biological process: positive regulation of transcription by RNA polymerase II. The transcript has 4 exons.
ACAAAUGAGAUCAUGGAGGUCACAUCUCAACCUGCAGCAUUCGAACCCAGAGACUUUCACACGAGCUUAAUGAGCUGCUGUGAUGACGUGGGCGUAUGCUGUUGUGGCCUCUUCUGCCUCCCGUGUUUGGGCUGCUCCAUUGCUAAGGACAUGAAUGAGUGCUGCUUAUGCGGCUUAGGAAUGCCGAUCCGAAGUGUAUACCGAACUAAAUACAACAUACAAGGUUCCAUGUGUAAUGACUGGCUCACCGUGUACUGCUGCUUCUCGUGUGCAGCCUGCCAGCUGAAGAGGGACAUCAACAUAAGGAAGAGUACUGGAACACUGAAACCAUGAGAACUGAAGGAGUUUCCGA